Molecule: messenger RNA, 1714 nt
Organism: Beta vulgaris subsp. vulgaris (sugar beet)
Lineage: Eukaryota; Viridiplantae; Streptophyta; Magnoliopsida; Caryophyllales; Amaranthaceae
Exons: 8
Coding region: 613-1377 (254 amino acids)
Molecular function (GO): catalytic activity
Source: RefSeq, a predicted model, not a curated record
UACAAAUUACAAAGGAUAAAAGAACAAAAAACCUGAUGGAAAAAGAAGAGGCUUGAAGAUGGAGAAGGAAGAGGAGCAUAAGAAAGGGAUUUGGUGCAACUGUGACCACCAAAAUACUACUAAUUUGUUGGGUUUUUGUGAUACACCAAACACAAUGAUACAGAUUAAACACAUCUGUAAAAUAUGCACUUCUAAUUCUAAAUCAUAAUUCAUGAAAAUGGCGAGCACAACAUUUAGUGCUUGUAAAUCAAACCUCCAUUUUCAUAGCAGAAGAAAAUGUUUGAAUAUCAAUGUCACAAAAAGUUGUCUUUCUUUUUCACAGUCACAACCCUUUUUUAGUCUCCAUAAAUCCUCAAUCUCCAAAUUCCCAACAUCUUUAUUUGCUGCAAAUUCCAAAUUUCAAGUCACUUCUUUUUCUGGUGAUCGUCCCUUAAACAACACUGUUGAAGAAGAAAUCCCACAACCAUCUGUGCAUUCUUGCAAAGCAUAUGGAAAUGGAGGGGUUAUUCAAUUCGGUAUCAAUGCUGUGGAAAUACUGGCCCUGCACUACUUCUCAUCCAUGGCUUUGGAGCUAACAGUGAUCAUUGGAGGAAAAAUCUACCAGUUUUGGGAAUGUCACACAGGGUCUACUCCAUUGAUCUCAUUGGCUAUGGUUACUCCGACAAACCCAACCCCCGCGAUUUUGGCCUUACUCCUUUCUAUACCUUUGAGACGUGGGCAUCUCAACUUAAUGACUUCUGUCUAGAGGUAGUCAAAGACGAGGCGUUCUUUAUAUGCAAUUCUAUUGGAGGUCUUGUGGGACUUCAGGCGGCAGUGAUGGAGCCACAGAUUUGCAAGGGUCUCGUCCUUCUAAACAUAUCUCUUCGUAUGCUUCACAUUAAAAAGCAACCUCCACUUGGCAGACCUCUAAUAAAAGGUUUUCAGAAUUUGUUACGGAAUACUGAUCUCGGUAAACUGUUUUUCGGAACAGUAGCCACACCUCAAUCUGUCAGGAAUAUCCUGUGCCAGUGUUACCAUGAUACCUCUCAGGUAACAGAGGAACUAGUUGAGAAAAUCCUUCUUCCAGGGCUACAACCUGGUGCCGUUGACGUGUUUCUGGAGUUCAUUUGUUACUCGGAUGGCCCUCUUCCUGAGGAGUUAUUGCCUCAAGUCAAGUGCCCUGUAUUGAUUGGUUGGGGUGACAAAGAUCCAUGGGAACCAAUUGAGCUUGGAAGAGCUUAUGGAAAUUUUGAAUCUGUUGAAGAUUUUAUCGUCUUGCCUGGCGUAGGCCACUGCCCUCAGGACGAGGCACCUGAUCUUGUGAAUCCGUUGGUGGAGUCAUUUGUGGAACGCCACUCUGGAACCAGAGCCAACGUUCCUUCGGAAUCAUUGGUGUGAAAGAACGAUCAAUAAUCAUUGUGUUGAUCACGAAGAUGGUUUCUUUGCUAGUGCAGAUCAGAGCACAGUUAUAAUAGUGGGUAGCAAAAGGUCUAAUUUCAUGCUCCGGAUUAUUAUGCAGUUGGUUUGGGGAAUAUGGGUAAUCUUGUCACUACAUUUUUAUAAAUACUUGGUACUUUCUCACGGAGUUUGUUUUAUAUGUAAAUAAUGUUGUAAGAGUUUAAGUCACCUAAAAAUAAAUAGUCAUGUUUGUGGUAAGAGUUUAAAUAAAAUUUAAGCUCAAAAAUUUGAAAUUGAGUUGUUAUCAAAUAAAGCAUUUCAAUUUAAUGUGCUGAAA